AUGAACGGAAUUCAGCGUCGUAAAGUUGCUCUCGUCGCAGCAUGUCUGCACAUCUUCUCUUCUGCUGGUUUGUUCCUUUCUGCACCUUAUGCUGAGAGUCUCUUUUCCAUGCUGAACUUCCUUGGUGUCUUCUUCCACACUGGCAUUCCAUGUGAACUGCCCCUUGAUAAGUAUGGACCUUCCUCAUUGAUCCGUCUGAUGUUGUCCGGUGUUAGCUUUGGACUGGCUACCACAGUCCGCAGCAAUGGCGUCUUCAGCGGACUCAUCUACUUACAUCAUGUCUACAUGUUGUUCCAUUCUCACAUCAACAUUCGCACAAUUACAACAAUUGCAGUCAUUGGCUUGUCGGCCAUGGCAAUUCUAUCUGGUACGAUACUCCCACAGUACAUGGCAUACCAAGAGUUCUGCGCAGCGCCAUCAGAUGGCGACAUCAGGCCCUGGUGUUCACGGACUCUGCCCAGUGUCUACACUUGGGUGCAAGAACAUUAUUGGUACGUUCUCAAUGGGCGCAGUGAGAAUCCCGCUGACGUUGUCCCAGGANAUGUGGGCUUCCUCCGCUACUGGACCAUCUCUAACAUUCCCUUGUUCUUGCUAGCAUUGCCAAUGCUGUGCAUCUUGAUCGGCACUGGACUCGCUGCUCCUGACAUCAAGAUGGACGUUCCUGGCCGUCGCUCCAACCAUGCAUCGGUUUACAUCUUGUGCCUGGCUUCCUCUCAGAUAUUGCUGGCGCUGCUAGCCCUUACAACCUUCCAUGUUCAGAUAGUCAACCGCAUCGCUACUGGCUAUCCAAUUUGGUAUGUCAUGAUCGCUGCAGGUAUUGUGUUACCGAAUACGUUGGAUGGAGAUGACAGGACGACUCGGUCGCGUGAGACCAAGUCACUUGUUCGAAACGUACAGGACCACCUCGGCAGACCGUCGAUACAACAAUUUAUCUUUCGAGGAAUAUUCAUGUAUUCCAUUAUCCAAGGUGGUUUAUACGCUAGCUUUAUGCCUCCAGCAUGA
This is a messenger RNA of Aureobasidium vineae, 1002 nucleotides long. Lineage: Eukaryota; Fungi; Ascomycota; Dothideomycetes; Dothideales; Saccotheciaceae. The record is from the annotation of a GenBank genome assembly.